Scutellospora calospora is the source of this 141-nucleotide messenger RNA. Lineage: Eukaryota; Fungi; Glomeromycota; Glomeromycetes; Diversisporales; Gigasporaceae. The record is from the annotation of a GenBank genome assembly.
GCAACCAGAGGAUAGAGGAAGAGAUAUUAUAGGGGAGAUUUGUGGCUUAACUUUCGUGGUUCAGUGUAAGGCUUGGUAUCAUCAAAAGAUAGAUAAGAUUAUUAUAAUACUUGUGAGGGACCAAGAUGAGACUGGUCCAAC